This is a messenger RNA of Leptinotarsa decemlineata (Colorado potato beetle), 4487 nucleotides long. It is a transcript of the gene shtd, whose product is annotated as anaphase promoting complex subunit 1. NCBI's taxonomy places the organism in Eukaryota, Metazoa, Arthropoda, Insecta, Coleoptera, Chrysomelidae. The record is from RefSeq and is a predicted model, not a curated record. Gene Ontology annotation, cellular component: anaphase-promoting complex. Gene Ontology annotation, molecular function: molecular adaptor activity. Gene Ontology annotation, biological process: protein K11-linked ubiquitination; metaphase/anaphase transition of mitotic cell cycle; anaphase-promoting complex-dependent catabolic process.
AAUCUCGUCUAUCUAUGUGGGAAAAUGUAGUGAAUACUAGGAAUCAACCUACUCCAAGUCCAGUAAGUAAAGGGUCUAAUUUAGGACCGGCAUAUGCGAGAUCCCAGAGUUCUAUGGCGGUGGUGAGUCGAUGUCAGUCUCCAGCUGUAUCUUCUUAUGGCAGCCCAUGGCCCACAGCAAACUCUAAGCUUAAUGUUAUGAUGAAUUCCGAUCUCUCUAAAUCCUACUUUGAUUACUCUAAAACGGUCUCGUACUUGCGAUCAACUCCUGCAAUCUGUCUGGACUACUUGUGGACUGAUAAUUAUUCUGUACAGGAACCAAAUAGUGCAGCUCCAGCCUCGAAAGUAUUUUUUAUUGAUGAUCUUGUGGGUCAACGAUACCUGUGCUAUAUCCUGACUUCUAGAAGUCAGUUGUCGAUAGUCAAGGUUGACUUUUCAGGACCAAAUAUCGUCUUUGGAAUGUUGACUAGCAUGAGUGCAAAGGAUGCUGUACCAAUACCGCAAUUGCAUAUGUUGGCAAUUCUGGAGCAUAGUGGUAAUGUGUCCCUUUACUCAGGGCUGAUGAUUGUUGGAAAAUUACACAUAGGUGGAACUCUUGCGCAGCAUACACCUUCUCCUUGUAUUAGACGAAGGACACCUCAGUUCACUUAUUCACCUUAUCCAAGUGUUAAUAAUAAUAAAGGGUCAUAUAUCAAAUAUCAUUAUUUAUUCAGCCAAUUCACUCAGUUAAUACAAAAAAACAUUUUAUACUCAGAACUUUUUGGGUACGACGACGACCAACACUCCACUGAUAUGUCCAAGGAAAUUCCCAUUACCCCAUCUGGUUCCAUAAAGAGACAAAGAUAUUCCACCGGAACAAAUGAAGAUUGGAAUUACCUUUCAAAUUCCAGGCACGGGCUGAUCAAAGCCAACUUGGACAAAACAUUAAGGUUAGGUUUGGAAUCGAAUAAUACCUGCAAUGAAGACAAACCCAGUGGUCAUAUUGAUGCUAGAGGAGUACUGUUUCCUUAUAUUCGACAAAUUCAUUUAGGUCUGCACUUGCUCUAUGAAGAUAUUAAGUUAAAUACUUUGAAAUCUGACCAACUACCGCCUUUGAUGAAGCUCCUGAAUAGACUCUCAGUAGAUCUCAAUCUGGAAGAGUACAAUAUACAUUAUUGGCAUGAUUUUCCUGAUUAUGCUAUCUUGAACAAAAGUUCAGUUAUUCCACAGUCAGAACUGAAAAACGUUCAUCAAUGGCCUGGGGUUUGGGACAAACCCGUUUCUAUUUGGAGGUACGUCUAUGACUUACUAGAUGGUAUAUGUCCUCAGCCAUACCCUUAUCUAACCAAUGUGAAUACUAGAUCAAGAAAUAUUGUUCAAUUAUGUGGGAUCUUGUCUGAAAUCAAUAAGUCAGUACCUUCGGAAAUAUGUUUAGAAACUUUUGCAAAAGAGAUUUCUGGUGUUUUUCCACAAGAACAUCACACUCCACAUAAAGCUACUCUUAUUGACAAUUCUGCUUUAGAGCAAGUAGUACUGUUCAUGGUUGACAUGAAAAUAACUACAAGCUAUCUAGAUACUCUACCUUACUCCAUCUACUACUUGUUUUACGAUGCUCUAUGGAAGUGUAGAGAAAAUCCUCCUUCUGGUUGGCCACCUGAGGCCUACUACCUUCUUUGGAGGGAAGACCUUGCAGCAGAGGCUCUAAAACUUGAGAAAGAGAAACAAGAAUCUUCUCAAGAGCUACUCGGCAUGUAUAGUAGCACACAGCUCGAUGAUGAAGAUAUAAUUCCAGGCACAAAAGCAGAUUUUGAGCAAGUUGAUGGCAUGGAGGAUAUCAACAAUUCCUUGAUGAAGUUGAGAUUCAGUGAAGAUAUACGAGUGAACGAAGCCAGAAAAAUGUUGCAGAGUUCCAAACCAGUUCCUAUAGUGCUCACGCAAAGACCAGAUGUAUCCGAUCAUGACUUUAUCGAGGAACAGGAAAAACAUUUGUAUGGGAUUUGUAUCCGUACAAUGGCUCUGCCAGUCGGAAGAGGCAUGUUCACACUGCGAACUGCAACACCCGUUAUUACAGAACCUCUAUCGCCACCUCCUUUAUGUUUAACGGGAAGGGCUCCGCCCAGAGGAACUUCUAUCGACUUGAAUCACAUUGACACGCCUUCUAACAUGAAUCUUUGGCCUCUUUUUCACAAUGGCGUUGCAAAUGGGCUUAGAAUCACCCCAGAUGCUCAUAAUAUCGACAAUACUUGGAUUAUUUUUAAUAAAGCUAAAGGAAAUGAACCUCAAAUGGAACAUGCUGGUUUUCUCUUGGCCUUGGGUUUGAAUGGACACUUGAAGAAUCUUGAGUUUAACAGUUUGUUCAACUAUUUAGAAAAAGUGCAUGAAAUGACUAGUGUCGGUAUAUUAUUGGGUUUGUCGGCAGCUUUUCGAGGUACUUGCCAUACGGGCCUUACCAAAAUUCUAGCCAUACACGUUGAAGCUCUCCUACCUCCUACAUCUAUGGAGUUGGACAUCCCUCAAACUCCUCAGGUCGCUGGUUUGCUGGGAGUAGGCUUAGUUUACCAAGGUACGGCACACAGACAUAUGACAGAGAUUCUACUCUCAGAAAUAGGACGUCCUCCUGGUCCCGAGAUGGAGAAUAGCAUUGAUAGAGAGUCCUACUCAUUGGCUGCCGGACUUUCUUUAGGGUUAGUUACUCUAAGGCAUGGAGGCCAUCCAGCUGGAUUAUCAGACUUGAAUGUGCCAGAUUCCCUCCACUAUUAUAUGGUAGGGGGAAACAAGAGGUCGCUUACCGGAUCUCAAAAAGACAAAUACAAAACGCCCUCUUUUCAAAUUCGGGAAGGUUCUUCCGUCAACUUGGAUAUAACAGCACCUGGUGCAACGUUAGCUCUAGGUCUUAUGUAUUUGGGUACUGGAAAUAAGGCUGUGGCUGAUUGGAUGGCUCCACCUGAAACUCAAUAUUUGUUGGAUUUUGUUCGACCAGAUUUCCUUUUGUUAAGGGUAUUAUCUAGGUCUCUUAUUCUGUGGGCUGAUGUUGAACCUUCAAAGGAGUGGGUAGAAGGCCAAGUACCACCAACAAUAAUUCCGCACUGUAUGGUCAAACCCUGCCACUACUUAGAUGUGGAUUACGAAGCUAUGAAUCAAGCUUAUUGUAACAUAGUGGCAGGUGCCUGUUUUGCUCUUGGUUUGAAAUUUGCUGGAACUGCUGAUGAAGAUGCAUUCGAAACUCUUUUACACUUUUGCCAUAUGUUCACAUCUUUAACUUCGAAAUCGAUUGCUGAAUUGGCUGGUAAAUCUACCAUCGAAACUUGCCUGACAAUAGUUCUUUUAUCAACAGCGAUGGUUAUGGCAGGUACAGGUAAUUUGGAAAUAAUACGUUUAGUACGUCAUCUGAGAAGGAGAGUAGGUGUUCCAAACAGUUCUGUGGUUACUUAUGGUUCCCACUUGGCCACUCAUAUGGCUCUUGGACUCUUGUUUUUGGGUGGUGGAAGAUAUACACUCUCAAAUUCGCCAGCUAGUGUGGCAGCUCUGAUUUGUGCAUUCUAUCCGAAGUUUCCUACCCAUAGCAAUGAUAAUAGGUACCACUUGCAAGCAUUCCGUCACCUGUAUGUUCUGGCUGUGGAACCAAGGCUGAUCAUACCAAAAGAGGUACAUUUGGACGAAAAUUGUUACGCCAAUCUUAGGGUAGUCAAACUGAAUGGAAAGGCAAUGAACAUUAAAGGGCCCGGUAUUAUACCUGAUCUAAAUACAUUGAUCAAAGUUGAAGUGGAUGAUGACAGAUAUUGGCCGGUUUCGUUUGAGAGAGGUCGAAACUGGGAACUUCUUGAAAAAAUUCUGUCAACAACAGGAUACAUAGAAGUGAAGCAGCGAGCUGGAUGCCUCAGUUAUCUGGUGGAUAAAUUUGGGUACCGUAGCCAAUUGGCUCGAACGUUAACUCAUUCGAAAGUUGUUCCUUGGGACCCCUCUCCCACUUCCAUUACCAUGUUCACGUCCGAUAAGUCGAUAAAACUAUUUUGUAAGCAUUUUCUCACUGGAGAUAAUAUUGAGUUGAGUCCGGCUGAAGGAAGACUUAAACAGGCACUCUUGAAGGUCACUUAUGAUGCUGUUGUUAAAGAUAAGCUGAUUGUGAUAGUAGUUUUUAUUGCGAUGUUUAGGUUAGUUUCCGAACUUCAAGAAUCUCCAAACCCUCAGGCUAUUUGGCAGUUCAAGAUAAUAACUAAACAGGUUUUCUCAAAUUUGAAGGGAUUUUCAAACCUGAUCUCCAAGGAAAUAAUUUUAUCGCUCCAUCAAGGAAUAGUAGGAGUUUUCGACAGUUGGGAAACAAGUUUGAAACCUGUGUUGCAGAAUUUUCUGUUGGGCAAGGACUUCACUCACAGUUUAGGUAGCCUCGAUGUGAAAAAGUUGGCAAGUUACACAACUUUUUAUAAUUUUCCUUGGAAAAGUGGAAUGUAUGAAGGUGAAUUUUUUGAAGUUUUUCUCAAUUUGCAAAAGAUCGCAAUAAUCUUUUUAUAA